UGUAUAGUGGUGCUAAUUCUGAGUUCUUCUUACUUCCUUCUUCUUCGUUGCAGAAGGCGUGUGUUCUUUGCAUGGUGUCGUUUUAAAGAAUAAGGCACAAUGCAGAUCUUUGUCAAAACUUUGACAGGGAAGACAAUCACCCUAGAGGUUGAACCGUCUGAUACUAUUGAAAAUGUGAAAGCUAAAAUCCAGGAUAAAGAGGGAAUUCCUCCUGAUCAGCAGAGACUGAUUUUUGCUGGUAAACAGUUGGAAGAUGGUCGUACAUUGUCUGACUAUAACAUCCAGAAGGAGUCCACACUUCACUUGGUGUUGAGGCUGCGAGGGGGUGCCAAGAAACGCAAGAAGAAGAACUACUCCACUCCCAAGAAAAUCAAGCACAAGAAGAAGAAGAUCAAGUUGGCUGUGUUGAAGUAUUACAAGGUGGAUGAAAAUGGAAAGAUCAGUCGCUUGCGCCGCGAGUGCCCGUCUGAACAGUGUGGUGCCGGAGUGUUCAUGGCUGCCAUGGAUGACAGACACUACUGUGGCAAGUGCAGUUACACUCUCGUCUUCAGUAAACCAGAGGACAAAUGAUUGUUUCAUCUAUUUCUUGUUUUACUAUAUUUUAUUAAAUGAACUGAUACAGUA
Homalodisca vitripennis (glassy-winged sharpshooter) is the source of this 624-nucleotide messenger RNA. It is a transcript of the gene RpS27A, whose product is annotated as ubiquitin-40S ribosomal protein S27a. Gene Ontology annotation, cellular component: nucleus; cytoplasm; ribosome. The record is from RefSeq and is a predicted model, not a curated record. Lineage: Eukaryota; Metazoa; Arthropoda; Insecta; Hemiptera; Cicadellidae. Gene Ontology annotation, biological process: translation; modification-dependent protein catabolic process; protein ubiquitination. The coding region runs from base 100 to 570 and encodes 156 amino acids. The transcript is spliced from 4 exons. Gene Ontology annotation, molecular function: structural constituent of ribosome; ubiquitin protein ligase binding; protein tag activity.